Verruconis gallopava is the source of this 3317-nucleotide messenger RNA. RefSeq lists its product as uncharacterized. Gene Ontology annotation, biological process: mitotic chromosome condensation. The coding region runs from base 32 to 3235 and encodes 1067 amino acids. Lineage: Eukaryota; Fungi; Ascomycota; Dothideomycetes; Venturiales; Sympoventuriaceae. Gene Ontology annotation, cellular component: condensin complex; condensed chromosome. The transcript has 3 exons. The record is from RefSeq and is a predicted model, not a curated record.
AACAUAUCCAACUAACUAAGAUACAGCAAACAUGCCAGGAAGAACGUCAGUACGUGCUAAUCUGCGCAAUCGCGCUUCGGAUGCCACAGUCUCGCGGAAAUCGUCCACGCAAACUCUGAAAUCGCGCGCAAGCUCAGCUCGCAGCUCUGCUCUCGCAGUCCAAAUACCAGAUGAAGGCCCGGAGACAUCGUUGCGAGAACACAUCGCCUCUGUGUUUUCGGAUGCGCAACGGGGCGCAGCAACUCAGAGGAAAAGCGUGGUGACUCUUCGUAAGAUCCAGGAAUUUUGCUGUUAUGAGGUCGAUUCGUCCAGGAAGCACCGACUAGAUCAGGACUACGACGAGACUGAAUUCAAUGAUGAAUUUGGUCGAUGUGUCUGCCGAGUACUUGGGAUCAAGAAAAGCGAGCCAGUUGGUGAUAGGCUGGUGAAGUUUGUGGGGCUUUUCCUCAAGCACGCAAGUGAAAAAGAUAAUGCCAUCUUCCAAAGUCCUGAUAUGGAUACCACUGACGGAAUACCGGAGACCCCGACUAGCCGGCUGACUACUCAUGUUCUCACGGUGGCCCUUAAUGUCAUAACGGCGAAAGAUAAAUUCGUACGAUACCGCGCUACGCAGCUCAUCGCGCACAUUGUAAAUACGUUGGAUUCUAUCGAUGACCAACUCUAUCACCUCAUCAGACAUGCAUUAAUCAAACGUUUGCGAGACAAGGAGAGUAUCGUACGGGUUCAGGCGGUGCUCGGAUUGGGUCGUUUCGCAGACGACAACGAGGAUAACGAAGAUGAUGAGGACAGCGACGAAGAUGCGGCGAGCGGCGUCCUCGAACGCCUUCUAGAAGCGCUCCAGAUGGAUCCAAGUGCGGAUGUUCGACGAGCACUCUUACUCAAUCUCAGUUUCACACCAACAACACUACCGUUCCUCAUGGAAAGAGCUCGAGAUACCGAUGCAGCGACACGGCGUGCAUUAUAUGCGCGUAUUUUACCCGCUCUGGGUGAUUUUCGUCAUCUGUCCCUUGUCCAACGUGAAAAGCUUUUGCGCUGGGGUCUCCGUGAUCGCGAUGAACAUGUUCGCAAAGCCACUGCUCGACUCUUUUACGAAAGAUGGAUCGAAGACUGCGCUGCCCCGCGCGGCGAAAAUGACGAAGACGCUGGCCCAAGGCCCAUGUCCGAUCCGAACAUCGACGCGCUUAUGGAACUUCUUGAGCGAAUUGACGUCAACAAUUCUGGACUCGAGGGGGGAAUUGCGCAUGAAGCGAUGAAGGAGUUCUGGGAAGGUCGACCUGACUACCUAAAUCAUGUCAACUUCGAAGAUCCCUACUUCAAUGAAAUGACUGCCGAAAGUGCUUUUAUCGCGAGAACACUUACGGACUACUGCCGUAAGUCAGGUGAUAGCAAGCUGCAAGGCAUGCUGGAAGACAAGAUGCCGGAGGUCACAAAGUUUGCUUUCUUGCUCCAACUGCACCUGAACAAGCUCGUCGAAUUUGUGAAUCGGGUGGCACUCAAUCCUGAGGAUCCAGAGUCUGAGGAGGAUGCUGUACAGCAGGAAUUUUGUAUUGAGCAACUCCUCCAUAUUGCGCUCACACUCGACUACUCGGAUGAGAUGGGUCGUCGUAAAAUGUUUCAGAUCAUGCGUGAAGCUCUUGCACUUUUCGAGUUACCUGAGGAAUGCACCAAACUGGUUAUUGAGAUCUUGCGUGUCGUCUGCGGCUCGGAAGAGGAAUUUGCAAGUAUCGUCUUGGAAGCUAUCGCAGAAGUUCACGACACAAUCUCGGACGAUGAGUCCAGCACUGCCGACGAAAGCUUCCAUUCGGCCCAAUCCGAACUCAGUGGGGAUGGUACGCCUACCAAGGCUCCCAAAAAAGUCUCGAGAAAGGGCACUCAGGAUGAUGAAGACGAUGAAGAGAAAGCAUUGCGCGAGAUCCAGGUCAACCUGAAAUGCUUAUUCAUAGCACAGUGUCUCCUGCAAAACGUACAAGGUAGCCUGGAGAACAGCAGCCAUCUGAAAACCAUGUUAAACAAUCUAGUAGUACCUGCUGUACGCAGCGAGGAGGCUCCAAUAAGAGAAGCUGGCCUCAAAUGCAUGGGGUUGUGCUGCCUCCUUAGCAGGAAUCUUGCAGAAGAAAAUCUGGCGCUGUUCCUUCAUUGCUUCAACAGAGGUUCUGAAGCUCUUCAGGAUAUCGCGAUUCAAAUUAUCUCCGAUAUUCUGGUCGUUCACCCAUCGCUUUUGGCUCCGUCACCAGCCCAACAGUCGAUGCAAGACGAGCCAGAAGCUGUCAACCCUCUCGUCAAGCCAGUUCUCAAGAUGUAUUCCAAGGGAUUGCGCUCAGAACACAAGUCUGUACAAACCAAUGCUUGCGUAGCAUUGUCAAAACUUAUGUUGGCGGGUACAGUCACCGAUCAGGAUUUGCUCAAGCAAAUGGUUCUUGCCUACUUUGACCCCGAGACACAAAUUAACCCAGGUUUAAGGCAGGCUUUGACCUAUUUCCUCCCUGUGUAUUGUCACUCUAAAAGGAAAAAUGCUGAAGCCAUGGCCAGAGUUGCUGUGCCUGUUCUCCACACUCUUGCUGAGCGCGCUGAGGAUAUGGACGAGGAAGUAGAAAUGGUUGGAGUUAAUCUUGUCGCCGCUCAGAUUUGCGACUGGACGGAUCCGAGGAAGACUGUCACAGAAAUCAAUGGCACGUCUAAAGAUGAGACAGGCACAAAUGGACACUCCGUACUUGCUGAGGAAUUGCUUGAGAAGAUACUUUCUCCGGCUUGUAGCAAGGAGGAAAGAAAAACAUACACUUCGAUGCUUGGCAAGUUGCACAUAGGACAGUCAAUUCCUUUAGAAAAUCUCCAAACACUGUUCGAUCUCGUCAACGAAACCUUCGAGGUCAGAAACAUCACAGAGACAGCCUCAAGGAAUCAGCUCACGAAAAUGCAAAAUACUCUUUCCAAGCUUCUAGCUUCUGCGGGCAGAGAUGCAAGCAACACCGAGGAAGAAAACGUUGCUAUCGAGUCCACGGAACUGCCCGAAGACGCAGGCCAAGAAAACGAAGGAGACGAAGAAGGCGACGAAACGAUGAUGACAAAACUCACCGGCUUGCCUGACGCAGAAGGCACUCGAUUUAUGGAUGACGAAGAUGAAGAUGAGGAUGAGGAUGAACUGACACCCGGCAACGUGAUAAUUAAAAAGGAAACCGCUGCCAACGAGAGCCUCCUGGAGAGUUUGCUGGACGAUAGCGAUGAUACCAUUUCGUAGGACGGGACUUAAAUAUUAUAGCUGGAGUUCGAUGAGUUUAUAUCAUGUAAUGAAACUAUGACUUUCCAUCAAUCAACUCUUA